Xiphophorus couchianus (Monterrey platyfish) is the source of this 3372-nucleotide messenger RNA. RefSeq lists its product as uncharacterized. The coding region runs from base 993 to 1883 and encodes 296 amino acids. The record is from RefSeq and is a predicted model, not a curated record. NCBI's taxonomy places the organism in Eukaryota, Metazoa, Chordata, Actinopteri, Cyprinodontiformes, Poeciliidae. The transcript has 4 exons.
UGAUGAGUCACUGGAGUUUGUUGAACUCAUCCUUACAUUGGUGAAGGAUGAAUCUGCACUUCAUGUUCUGAUGAGAGUGUAUCGUGGAGAAUUUCUUCCACACUACCACAUGUACUUUGUAAAGGAUGAAACAAGAAGAUUAGAAUGCAGACACAUUAGUAAACUGAUUGACAUGUGGCCAUUAUCAUCUUACAUAAAAGAUGGGAAUCGGUUUGUACCAUUAAAGCAUAGUGUUUUGGCAGUGUAAAGGCUUGAUAUUAAUGGUUCAGAGAUCAACCUUUUUUUAGUUUUCUGUAUUUCAACAGAUAUGAUGGAUACACAAAAGGACAUCCGCGAUGCCAUUCGAGCAGCGCUUCCUGGUCUUUCACAGGAAGUUUUGGCUGCUUUAGAGGAUGUGUUGGAGAAACUCGGCACUACAACCACAGAUGAUUUCCAGUAUAUCACCGAAGGAGACUUAUUGCCUGUGCUGAAGCCCAUACAGGCCAGAAGACUGGUUGCUGCAUGGGCCCAAAAUAACUCAAUGGCUUCAACUUCAGGCGGGGCAUCCUCCUCUCCACAGUCCGUUCAGUCCUCUCAAUCUGCAGCCUCACUUUCACAACCAUCGUCUGCUGCUACUUCAUCGCCUUCCCUGAGCUGCUCCCCAGUUUUGCCAACCUGGGUUGACAGUUUUCAGAUACCGUGGCAGAAGCUUCCAGAAGAGCUGAUACAGACUUUGGAACGACAGAAAAGGCCAAGUGCACGACUUCGAAGACAAAUGGUGAGGAUUAUUGUCUCUGAAAUGAUGCUGAUUUGCAAGAAUCCAACCAAACGCAACACUACUGAAAUAGCAGAAAGGAUGGUGAGCAGGUAUCCAAAGUCACUUAAGGAUGUCAUUGAUGGUGACGUUAUUGGACUUGGUUAUCAUUCCUUGGUAAAACAACUCCAGGCAAGAAUUGAAAAUGUCAAACGACAAGACACACCAAAGAUAACUAAAUGCAAGGCAGAAUCAGAUAAUGACACUGAUGAGAUACCUGCUGAGCAGAAAGCCAGUGUUCAAGACACAUAUGGCUGUCAACUGGGCGCCAAAGUUUUUGCCCCUUUCUGAGACUGUAGAGAGUCAGCUUAAGAAAAAAGAAGACAUGAAAAAGAUGUUCAAAGACAAAAAAUAUGCUGCAGAAGAUGUGAAAGAACUUAUCAAGUCCACCUAUUACACGCAACGAAAGGACAUCAAUAAAGGUACAAGCAUCCUGAAGCUAUGCCAAGAAUGGCCUUUUUUGUUCCAUGAAACUGGCAUGGCAGAACACUUCCAGCAACUUACUGGCAUCGGUCUGAUGGAAGCCUUCUUCACCAAUCUGGACAAAAAGGGGGAGCGCAUCGUCAACUUCCUGAAAACUGUUUUUGCUCAGAAAGAAAAACAAGUUCUGGAGUCUCUCCUCAAGUUAGCAAGUGAAAAAGGUCAGUCCAGUGGUUGUACGGAGAUGAUUCUUCUUCUACUUGCUUUUUUUGGUGAGAAGGAAGAGCAUAUGUUCCACUAUGUUGAGAAGACGAGCCUUGCUGAAGAGGUUGAGAUGGAGGAUGUGCCAGCAACACCCUGCCUUAUUGUGUGUGGGUCCUCUUGCUUCACUGCAGACUGCUUCAUGUUGAGUAUUGAUCAGAAGAUUAUCAAUGACCACAUCACUGCCUUCUCCUGUGCCAUCUGCCUGAUGUUUGGCAGUUACUACUGUUUUAAUAUACACUACCCAGUGGGACUGCGGUCAACACUGGAGUUCCUCCAGAGGUGUUUCUUUUCAAUUAAUCCGGAGAGAGGAACAAAAGUUGAGCAUAGCAAGAGGAGGAAGAUCUUUGCGGUCAACCCAAGAGUCCUCACGCUCAUCGCUGACCUUGCAGACCAUGAGUGGACUUAGACCAUACUUUGUGAGUCAUGUGAUAUGAUGUGUAAUGUUGUUAUGUUGCGGUAUGUUGAAAACUGCAUUUUAUUGGUAUUUAAGGUUUACACUGUAAGAUUUCACAUUUUUCAUCUUCAUGUUAAAUCUUGCAAAUUUAUGUUAGACAUUUUUUUUAUAUAUAUGUAUAUAGCAGAUGACAAUAACACAGAUUUUAUGCUGCACCACUGUCACGGCUUAAUGAAUAUGUGGUGAUUUACAAGUUUCAAGUCAAAAAACCUGACAAACGUGAACAGUUUUAGUUAUCUAUUUCAGAAAGGUUACAGUGGUGCCCAGCACAUUUGUUAGAAAGUUCUUAUUUCUGUGUAUGUGCCAAUUCCAUAUGAUAUGGAUUAUUCAUUUGAAACACACUGCACCGGGAUUGAUGUGAUAAUGUUGUGUCAUAUCUGUUCAAACUUUUGCACUAAUAUAAGUGCUUGCUGCUUUUUGGAAGAUGUUACAAGUUCUUUGUAAUCAGUGUUCACAGGGUUGUGAGAAGUUUGUACAGCCCAAAAAGUUUUCAUUAAAUGGAAAAAAUACAAUAAAGUUUGGUUUUUGGAUACUUUAUGUAAAAUUUACUUAUACUUUUCCAUGUUUUUACCAUUAGACAAAACUGGUAACACAUUAUUUAGCUGCUCUAAUCGAUUUGAUACUUUUACCAAGUAAAUGUGCACUUUUUAAUUUCACAAUUUGCACUAACUAAACAUUUCUUUAAUGUUUCAAUGUUAAUUUUUAGCCAAAAAGUUUAUUUUUCUUAGUUUUAUAUAACAUUAUGGCUUCAAAGUCAGUAAUUAACCAUAAAAUCAGCAAUACUGGUGCUCUUUUACCAUUAAAGAAAAGGAUGAAUAUCCUACAUUUUUACAGUUUUUUCCCUUUGAAAAAUAAAGACAAAACAUGAAUUAAUACAGUAAUUUAGGGAAAUGUUAGCAUGGUAAAACUGUUAAAUUUACAGUAAAAUGUUUUCAAAUUUCAUGGCAUGAACCGCAUCUUAUAUAUCAAUUUUAGGACAAAAUAUCAUUUUUAUAAUGGUAAUAAUAGUAAUUUUUACAGUAAAAGGUUAAAAAAACAAUUUAUUACUGUAGAAUCAGCAACACCAAUACUCAUUUAUCGUAAUUGUAAAAAAUGUCUUACUGUAAUUUUGACGGUGAAAUUCUGGCAACCACAGCUGCCGGUUAAUUACUGUUUAAAAUACAGACAAAACCCUGUAAUUGUGCAGGAAUUCAGUGACAUAUUUUAUAAUUUAGACUGUUAAUUUUACAACAAAAUACUUUCAUAUUUAAUGGCUCUAAAUGUAUUUGUAAUAUUGUUUUAAUGGUAAUUUUAGGAUAAAACUUGAUCAAUUUCAAUGGUAAGAACUGUCAUUUUUACAGUAAAAGGUUGAAUAAAACACCAUUUAUUACUGUAGAAUCAGCAAUUGUAAAAAUUGUCUGACUGUAAUUUUAACGGUUAAAUUCUGGCAACCACAGCUGCC